UCGGAAUUGAGAGUUCCAACAACACAAAAUCAAAUUCCACCAAUGCGAAUACCGAUUUGACGUCAAUCGGGCAAAGGUCUAAGGACGCCGAACCUACUCGGCGAUAAUAUAUUCAAGAGAUAUGCUCCUCAGGUGGGCAUUAAACGGCGCCAUUAAAUGUCGUGGAAACCAUCUAUUCCGCUCACUUGAUUGAUCUCAUCAAAUGCGUUCGAGACCGAGUCUCGCGCUCGCGCUGGUAUCCGCAAUCCUCAAAGCAACUGUUAACGCUCACGGCUGGCUAUCGCAAAUCACCAUCGAAGGACAGACCUUUCCGGGCUGCGAGCCGUCGUGGUCAAUUGCCGACAACGGAGAAGAGCUGCUAGAUCGUACAGCAAGCUGGUGUGCAUAUAACCAGCACAAUGACUUCCUCGAUUCAAGCGCCGCACAAAAUCGUGCCAUGAUCUGCCACAAUGGAGCAUCCCCUGGCGCAAAGAUCCUCGACAUCAAAGCUGGAGCCGAGAUAACCUUUGGCUGGUUGGACAGAUUCUUUCACCAUCCAGGUCCGAUUGUCACAUACAUGGCCAGAUGUCCAGGCAGCUGUGCUGAUGUCAGCGCCCAUGAGCUCAAGUUCUUCAAGAUCCAAGAACAUGCAUUGAUCCCGAGAAAUGCUGUCACAAUUCCGCUUGGUCCAUGGGCCACCGAGAAGUUGACCGAGCAAAGUGGCCGCUGGGCCCUGACUAUUCCUAGUAAUAUCGCGCCGGGCGAGUACGUCAUUAGACAUGAAGUCAUCGCGCUGCACCAUGCUUUUGUGGAAGGUGACGCACAGCAUUAUCCAAUGUGUGUGAAUCUCCGCGUCUCAAGCACGGAAUCUGUCGAUCCCUGCGCCAAGGGUGCUGAUUGUAGACGCGGGACGGAGCUGUAUCGAUCGAACGAUCCUGGAAUCUACCUCGACAUUUUCGAUCCACAAAUCACGGACUAUGUAAUCCCGGGACCACCCAUCUGGCCAGGG
Molecule: messenger RNA, 988 nt
Organism: Dissoconium aciculare CBS 342.82
Lineage: Eukaryota; Fungi; Ascomycota; Dothideomycetes; Mycosphaerellales; Dissoconiaceae
Product: lytic polysaccharide monooxygenase
Exons: 3
Source: RefSeq, a predicted model, not a curated record